ACAGUUGAAGGGAUUGGAAAUGUUAAAAAAUUGCAUCCUGUUCAAGAACGCUUGGCUCGUGGCCAUGGAACUCAAUGUGGAUUUUGCUCUCCAGGUUUCGUUAUGUCUGCAUAUACACUUUUGAGAAACAAUCCUAAUCCAUCUACUCGUGAAAUAAAUCAAGCAAUCAAAGGUGGGAAGAUUGACUUAAUCAUACCGGCGUCAUUUACUUUGCGCCCUUUCGAUUCUGUGAAAUGCCCGUGCAAGGAGCAAAGUAGUGGACCGGAUAAGGAGAAGCUGCUCACGUUUGAUGACUUUCCAAAAUUUGACGAAUCUCAAGAGAUUGUUUUUCCUCCACUGUUUAUUAUGGAAUCUGAAGAUUCUGACGGCGACAUAUUUCUGGAAGGACGUCGAGUAACGUUGCAUGCUCCAUCGGAACUUCAAGUAUUCGAAGAACAUUUACGAUCAAACAAAGAGGCUAAAAUAAUCUCAUCUGGACUGAUCACUAGACUGAUCACGUCCCAUUCUUCCGAUGACACUAAGAUUGUAUGGACAAGCACUCAUCGUUUGAAAACCCUCAGUGAAGUAUUGGUGUUCGACAAGGAGAUGUCAUUAGGAGCUAACUUGACCAUCACCGAAUUUGUGGAUGCAGUUGAUAAGUACUGCGAUCCGAUGAUCGCUAAACCCAUCAGAAAGCUCUUUGACAAGUACUCGUCAUUGCAAGUAGCGAAUGUCGCUAGUUGGGUUGGCGGAUUUGUCAGUGGUUCUUCAGAUGUCUCUGCAUUACUCUUAGCGCUUAAUCCUAGCAUGACAAUUCGGGAUACAGCAGGUGUUCACGAGUUCAGACGAGUUUCAGAUCUGAUUGAUGGGAAUGGAAAGGUCAAGCUGGAAAAUUCUCAAUUUAUCAUCUCUAUGUCAUUUCCACGAACAGAGGAUGCUUUGCGACUAUUCACCUUUAAACAAGGAGCACGUCUUGGUCCAGAUUCCACAAUAGUGAAUUGCGUUGCCGCUCUACAUGUAAAGGAAAACAUAGAAACAGCCCGUAUUGCAGUUUCAUUUGGAUCAAGAGCGAUUUUAUGUGAGAAACUCUGGAAAGAGUUAUGCGGAAAGUGAGC
Messenger RNA from Strongylus vulgaris, 1094 nucleotides. Lineage: Eukaryota; Metazoa; Nematoda; Chromadorea; Rhabditida; Strongylidae. The record is from the annotation of a GenBank genome assembly.